AUGACCUCUCAAAACCACACAACAGUAACAGAAUUCAUCCUGCUGGGACUCACAGACAACCCAGUGCUGGAGAAGGUCCUGUUCGGGGUGUUCCUGGCCAUCUACCUGAUCACACUGGCAGGAAACCUGUGCAUGAUUGUGCUGAUCAGAACAAAUUCCCACCUCCAAACACCCAUGUACUUCUUCCUGGGCCACUUGUCCUUUGUGGACAUCUGCUACUCCUCCAACGUUACCCCGAAUAUGCUGUACAGCUUCCUGUCAGACCACAAGACCAUUUCCUAUGCUGGGUGCUUCACGCAGUGUCUGCUCUUCAUUGCCCUGGUGAUCACUGAGUUUUACAUGCUGGCUUCCAUGGCUCUGGAUCGCUAUGUAGCCAUCUGCAGCCCUUUGCAUUAUAGCACCAGAAUGUCCAAGGACGUGUGUGUGUCUUUAGUCACCUUCCCUUACGUGUUUGGCUUCCUUAAUGGUCUCUCUCAGGCCUUGCUGACUUUUCGCUUGUCUUUCUGUGGGUCCCUUGAAAUCAAUCAUUUCUACUGUGCAGACCCACCUCUCAUAAUGCUGGCUUGUUCUGACGCCCAUGUCAAAAAGAUGGCGAUGUUCAUCGUUGCUGGCUUCACUCUGUCAAGUUCGCUCUUCAUUAUCCUCCUGUCCUAUGUUUUCAUCUUUGCAGCUAUCUUGAGAAUGCGCUCUGCUGAAGGCAGGCACAAAGCCUUUUCUACUUGUGGUUCGCACCUGACCACAGUCACCUUAUUUUAUGGGACCCUCUUCUGUAUGUACUUAAGACCUCCUUCAGAGAAAUCUGUGGAGGAAUCCAAAGUAAUUGCAGUGUUUUAUACCUUUUUGAGCCCCAUGCUGAACCCUUUGAUCUAUAGUCUGAGGAACAAGGAUGUCAUCCGUGCUAUGCAGCAACUGAUCAAGGGCAAGUUCUUUCAGAUAAUUGUUGUUUAA
Messenger RNA from Perognathus longimembris pacificus (Pacific pocket mouse), 948 nucleotides. Its product is annotated as olfactory receptor 5M10. Gene Ontology annotation, cellular component: membrane. The record is from RefSeq and is a predicted model, not a curated record. The transcript has a single exon. Gene Ontology annotation, molecular function: G protein-coupled receptor activity; olfactory receptor activity; odorant binding. The coding region runs from base 1 to 948 and encodes 315 amino acids. Gene Ontology annotation, biological process: sensory perception of smell; G protein-coupled receptor signaling pathway. Lineage: Eukaryota; Metazoa; Chordata; Mammalia; Rodentia; Heteromyidae.